This is a messenger RNA of Protopolystoma xenopodis, 459 nucleotides long. The record is from the annotation of a GenBank genome assembly. Lineage: Eukaryota; Metazoa; Platyhelminthes; Monogenea; Polystomatidea; Polystomatidae.
AUGUGUGUACCCUGUACGUGGGUGAACGGUGCAGCCAAGUUGCUCAACUGCAGCUCGCAAAGGUGUCGCAGCAAGGCCCAUUUCACGCAAACCAGGGCCGCCUAUCAUCACGGCAACAUAGCCGACCUGACACCCUUUCCCACUUUUACAGUUCUUCCGGCCAUCCAAGGCAUUGCUCUGGCGGCUUGUCUGCUUACCUGCAACUGCAGAAGACCCUGGCCCAAGAGUGCUGGACAAGCCGGCACCAGAACAACACCACAAGCCAAUCAACAUACACUCUUCCAGCCCCCCGAGCCUAGAGAGCCGGCCCAGUCUCUUCAAGGCAACAGUUGCUUGGCCGAGAUUAACCAAGACAACUUAAGGACUGCUGUCUUCGCCAGACUCCGUUCGUACGUCCUGUAUCCUCUGUGUGUGUGUGUGCGUGUAUAUGUAUUCAUGUCCGUUUGUGUGUUUACAUAA